This is a messenger RNA of Mus musculus (house mouse), 10677 nucleotides long. It is a transcript of the gene Unc5a, whose product is annotated as unc-5 netrin receptor A. The transcript is spliced from 16 exons. Bases 6409 to 9630 code for a protein of 1073 amino acids. The record is from RefSeq and is a predicted model, not a curated record. Gene Ontology annotation, molecular function: netrin receptor activity. Gene Ontology annotation, biological process: netrin-activated signaling pathway; signal transduction; anterior/posterior axon guidance. Lineage: Eukaryota; Metazoa; Chordata; Mammalia; Rodentia; Muridae. Gene Ontology annotation, cellular component: membrane; membrane raft; plasma membrane.
AGCUAGGCUUUAUAUAUUUAUUUGUUUAAAGCUUAUUAAAAUCCUAACCCAGUCUUCUCUUCACGAUGGCGGUGCUGUUGGAGUCUCCUGAUGCCUGUGUGGGCUGCAGACGAGUAUCUGCAUAUGUGUGAGGGUGUGUGUGUGUGUGUGUGUGUGUGUGUGUGUGUGUGUGUGAUAUGAAUGUGUAUUUAUAUCCAGCUAUGAUUACCAGUGUAUUUGUGCAUCCCCAUGCUCAUAUGUGCAUGUCUGGGGGUGGACUGGGUGUGUAUGUGUGUCUGAGUGUGUGAUCCUGGGUGUGGGUUGAGCUGAUGUGUUUAUUUAUGUGUGUGUCACUAGUCACGAGCAUGAGUAGUGUGUCUUGUACAUCUUCACCCCUGUCGGUGGUGAGCACGUUUUUCAGUCUGUUUUUUUCUUGUCACCCCACAAGGAACCUUUGUAGAUUGUUUUUCUCUAACCAUGUCUGAAAUUUCAAUACACUGUGCACUGUGUGUCUGUUUUGCAUAGCUUGUAUAUCUGUGCAUUAUAAAAAGAGACUUCUCCUAGCCUCCAUGAGCUGCCUUCCUUCUUGUCUUAGCUAGGGUUUGACUGCUGUGAACAGACACCAUGACUAAGGCAAUUCUUAUAAGGGACAACAUUUAAUUGGGACUGGCUUACAGGUUCAGAGGUUCAGUCCAGUAUCACUAAGGCGGGAAGGAACCAGGCAGAUGUGAUGUAGGAGGAGCUGAGAGUUCUACAUCUUCAUCUGAAGGCUGCUAGCAGAAUACUGGCUUCCAGGCAGCUAGGAUGAGGGCAUUAAAGCCCACACCUACAGUGACACACCUACUCCAACAAGGCCACGCUCACUCCAACAGGGCAACACCUCCUAAUAGUACCACUCCCUGGCCCAAGCAUAAACAAACCAUCACACUCCUUGAGGGUUGGGCCAUACUAUUGAAGUUCCCGCUUUGAGGCACAUGACUUCCUCUUCCCUUUCCUGUCCAUGUGAGUGCAGGGUCCCAAUUCUCCAGGGCUCACCAGAGACCUCUUAACAUAGAUUUCUGUAGGAGGAUUGGAUCUGGGGAGCGGGGUAGUUAGUCAGAAUACAUUGUAUGCCUGUAUGAACUUCUCAAAGGAUUAAUACAAGUGUUUUAUAUUAAAAACAAGAAGCAAAGGCUUCUAAAAAACAAACAAUCCAAAAUGCCCAGAGGUUUCUCAACACCCAGUCAAAAGACUUGGGGAAGACCAGGAACUCAGUUUCUACGAGUUUCUGUGUUAUUCUGAAGGGAGAGCUCUGGUGCCUCCAUGAAAGGACCAUCCAGUUUGAAUGGAGAGCAUCUGCCUGGAGUCACUGGAGAAUGUGGAUGUCAGCCAUAAAGAAUGAGGUCGAAGCCUCAUUCUUAGGAUCUCUGUCUACACCAACACUGUCUCUGCGAAGUGGGAGCUUCCCAAAUAAAGCUGCUGGCUAGACAGAGCCCAUCUCCUGCCUAAAGACACAUGAAACAUAUAAGAGGUGUGUCUCCAAGACCAAGACACUUUGCUGGAGUCAGGGACAAACACAGACCCAGGUGUCUGCAGUCCCAUUUCUAUCUGUUGCACAAGGCAAUGGAUGUCCUUUGUGCUGACACAAGUCUUGCUUCUGUGAACCCCAGUCUCUGCCCAGCUCUGGAGAGGGACACAGUGCGGCACAAGAACAGGUGAUAGGAGCUGUCCUCCACUCUGCCUCCCAGAGUAGCCCUGAGAUUGCAGUAGGCAGCCUCUGACCUCUGCUGGAAGUUUCCAAGGACCUGGCAGCAAAACCAAUCCAAAUAGAAGAGCCCUACCUGGCCCUGCCCUCUGGUAUUGGAGAGAAAAGCAGUGCCUUUGGAAGGCUGGAGCAGUGCCAAGCUUCAGGCCUGGGUGUCUGAGUAUCAGAGCACAGGGGACCGAUUGAUGCAGUAUGGGCAGAACUCCAGCACAGGCUGAUGGGAGCCUGGAAGAGGGAGGGAGCAGUGAGGAGCCCAGGAGUGUGCUGGCGAGGCUGGGAUCAGAGGUGUGUGUGUGAGAGAAUGGCAGUGUGCAAGGGAAGCAUGGGGUGUGUGUGGGAAAGAUGGAGGGAGGUGGGGGCAGAAAGGGGUGCUGUGGUCAGGGAGUGAGAAAGGCAUCUUCUUCCUUCUCUUAAGCUUUUAAAGUAUCAGAGCGUCUUGCUAAUUGUUCAUCUCCCAGAGACGCUAAUGAAAUUAUUUCUGCGAAAUACUCAUCAGGUCAUCUGCAGAGGGCACGGUGCCAAGCUUCAGAUCGGUCCAAUCCCCCUCCUCCUUCCUGCGCUUCCUGCCCCCUCCUUUUUACAUGAGCCUCUCAGCAUGGAAUUGCUCACCUCCAAACCUACCUGAAAGUGCCCAGUGGGGAAACUGGAAACUAAGCCUCCGUAGCCAGGGAAACCUUAGAGACUGAAAUUCCAUGGGUGUUGUAGGGCUACUGAAGGUUGUCUUUGUGUGCGUUGGUGUGUGCAUGCAUGAGUGUGUGUGUAUGUGUGCGUUUUGUGUGCAUGUGUGUGCAUGUGUGAGUAUGUGCGAUGUGUGUGUGUGUGUUUGCAUACAUGAGUAAUAGCUCAUGCAUCUUAGGACCAUGUGUCUCUAAUAAAACCAUUUGUUAGACUCAGCAAACGUUUCUAGAGCAACCACAGGUUUGAAUAUUUUACAGCUAAGGGGCAUCAGGCAAGCUGUGCCCUCUCUGAGCCUCAAUUUUGUGUCUGCACAACUUGGGUCUACUUUGCCAGGAUUGUGAGAAUUCAAAGAAACCAGGCAAAGGACAGAGUCCUAACCUGAGCAUGCUGGGUGCUGUCCUUGGUCCUGGAACCGCUAUCACAAGAGCAUCCACGCCCUGUGCUAAGGUAUUGCCUGCUAGUUUGCUUUCUAUUGUUGUGAUGGUGUGAACCACCGUGCCCAGCUUAGAGCAGAUUUAUAUAUAUACAUAUAUAUAUAUGUAUAUAAAGGAUAAUUUCCUUUUUGGAAAUAGGGUUUCAUGCAUCCUAGGGUAACCUCAAACUCACUAUAUAUCUGGGAAGACCUGGCAUGGGUCCUUCUGUCUCCACUUCAUAGGUGCUGGGAUUACAGGUUCCUGAUACCUGCCUGGUUCUGCAGUGUUGGGGCUUUGAGCAUGCUCAAACUUACUGACUAAGCUGCAUACCCAGCCCUUACAAAGGAUAAUUAUGUAUCUUUUUUUUUUCUAAAGCAAAUGACAGAAACCCAAAUGGACUUACAAUCAAAACAGUGACAUACUGGCUGAGAGAACAGAAGGAUCCAGGGGUAUUCCUAGUAGCUCCAGAAACAUUUCUGGAUGACACAGCACAGUCUCGGGGCUCCCUUCACGCUUGGCUUCUCUGUCCAUGCCUCAGCCUCAGGCAUGUCUGCUCAUUCAGCCAGAGCUUCAUGUCCAGACUGUGUCCAUGAAGAAAGUAACUGUUUAGUUCCAACCAGAGUUCCAGAAAUGAGCCUCGGUGAAUGGGCUCAGACCAGUGCUCACUCUGUGCCUGUCUCGGUAGUUCAUGGGAUCUUGGGUGUUGAUCAGCAAGAUAGAAGUUCGUUCCAUGUUUUGGAACUGAGCGAGUAGAGCACAUGAACUCUGUGCUGAAGGGCAGAAGGGCUGGUUCUUCAAAUGAAACAAAGGGUGCUUCCAGGAGACGGAAGCUGGGUUCUCAGCAGUGGGAUGAGCUACAGGAUAGUGGAGUCAGAAGCUGAACUAAGUGGAGUGUUGCAGCCUGCAAAGCAGUCUUGAGUGGGAGGCUCCCUGAUCUGUCCCCACCUCUGCCAUCUGAGCCUCCACAGCAGGAGUGACACUGGCAAAGCAUCUCUCCUCUUUCUCCUGGCUUGCCUGAGUUCCACUUAGAAAGGGACAGCUGAAGUGUCUCAGUGACUUAAAGGAGCUUGCCAAUGUAACCAGCAGAGGAUAAAGUGUUCAAGGGAGAAAGGCAAAUGGAAAAGUCUGGAACGAAGGAACAGCUUGGCUUCUAGGAAACUGGGCCUAGGCACAGCUGCAGAUGUGGGAUGCAGUAAGAUCCCACCCCAUGGACAGGCUGUGCUGCAAUAAGACUCCACCCCUCCACCCCCAAAAGGACAGGCUGUACAUAUUACUGAGUGCUGUUCGCUAGCUUCAGGUCCACCCUGCGUACUCUCUCAGGUAGGGUCCUGGUUGUGGGUAAGAGUAGCAGGUCCUCUUUCAGGCCAAGCCACUGUUUACUGUCAGGUGUUUCUCUAGAGUCCCUGUUUCUCUGUCUCCUUGGUAGCCUGGGCCCUUGAGUGAAUAUGACCAGGAACAGAAGAGCCACGAUGGACAAAUGAGAAAUAAAUCUUUGUUGAUUAAAGCCACUGAUACUUUGGGGACCAUUUGUUACCAUGACAAAACCUAUUCUGACUGCUACACGGGCCUCUCUAGUCUAGAUGGAAAGAGAGGGGCUAAGAACUGAGAAGAGAAGAGAUUCCCCAAUUCUAACCCCAAAGAAGCUUUAGGAGGAAGAAAUGUAUGGAUCACGGGCCCAGAAAUCAAACCUCCUGGGGCCCCUCUCAGCCAGCUUCGCAGUUCUGGGAUAAGGCUGGUCCUUGCCUAACUCUCAGCUGCCUCAUCUGUGUAAAGUGGAAAUGUUGACUUAACGGGGUUUCAUGUACUGCUUAGAGCAAACUACAGAUGUAGGCAAGGGCAUAGUACUAUCCAAUAAACACAUUGUUACUUCCUCAUGUACACCAUGCCCUAAUCGACAACGGCCUCCCUUCAGUGUCCAAACCCCAAGCCUUCAACAUUUCUUCCACACUGUGAACCCAAAUUCAGAUCCAGGAGAGCACUGUAGGGGUAUUAAUAGAAUACAGGAGAAUAGCCUGGGCAUACAACAACUGCUCUCACACACACACCACACACACUCACACCACAUACAAAACAUACACAUACACACACACACACACACACUGGAGCAGCCUGUAGAUCAGCUCUACUCUCUAAUGUGUUUGUCUAAAAAGCUGAAGUUGGGGAGUAUGAUCAUCUGGGUAAAAGAGGUUAUAAAUACACACAUGUAUUAAAAAUCAAUUUUAGGGCCACCAAGAUGCCUCAGUGAAUAAUGGGGUUUGCUAUCAAGCCUUACAACCUGGCUUUCAUCCCCGAAUCUCACAUAAGGAGAGAAAUGACAAGCUGUUUUCUGACUUCCACACAGGCACUAUGCAACGCACUCACAUGCACACGCACACACACGUGCACACACACACACAUCUUUAAAAAAAUUAUUUUCCCAGACAACAGCUUCUAUUGAAAAUUGGUAAACAAAACCAAUUGGCUCCUCCCCUCCCAACAGGCACCUAGAACAAGAGAGCCAUUUCGAUAUGACCCUGUGCCCUGUCUCCCUGCCUGUCUGGCCCUGAGGCCCAAAAUCUGUACAUUCACAUCUGGAGCUUUGGUUGUGAAUAGAAACACACACACACACACACACACAUAUACAUAUGCAGAUAUACACAUAUACAAGAGAGCAGAAUAAAGCAAAACAUUUUUCAUAACCUUCUCUAUAAAAAGUGGGAAACAAAAGACAGACCGAGAGAGGGCCUCGUGUCUCAAGAAAUAUAGGAGAGCUCAUAUCUCUUUGUGGAAGCCAAGACCAUUCUUAUAUCAUCUGGCCUGCAGCACCAAUUUAUAUUAUCGAUCGGCGCUGGAGGCGUUUGAGUGUGUGACCGUCUUCACCCUUCUCAUUCUCCUCCUGGCCAGAAGUGGGACCCUCUCUUUCAGAUCCCUCGCCCUGUGCACACCGAGAGCGUUUAUUUUCCUUCUCUAGGGCAGCCUUCUGUUUAUUUUAACCAGCUUAGGGAAUGGGGGUGGGGAAUAGGAGAUCCUCCAGCGGUCAUUCUGCUGGGAUCCAGAGACGCCCCGUGACUUGCCCAAGGUCACAGAGCCAGAAGAAUGUGACACUUCUAUUCUACCCCAGGAGUUUGUAGCUCCCAAAACCCUUCUGGUUCCUGCAUCACGCCCACGUCUCCAGCGCCGCGCGCGCUCGGGGCGCAAACAACACGACGCUCCUUACAGGCUGCGCUGCGCCCUAAGGUUGUUUCCUUUGGGCCAGCGGCGUGGAGGGAUUAAGAAAGCCUGGGGCCACGCUGCUACGCUUGCCCCUGAAGCCCACCAGGCUGUCUUGGGGAGGCGGAUGGUGAGACGGUGGGGGCCUGGCGGCUCCUGCGCGCCGGCUGGGCCCCGGGACCUCUCCUGCAGUCCCCCAUCCAAGCCGCCCGCCAGCUGCCUACCACGGCGCGCUGACGAUCUCGGAGCGCAGCCCGGAGGCAGGGGUGCAAGCAGGGACUGCAGCGGAACCUGCCUGGGGCACUCCAGAGUCGAGCUGCUCUCCGCAGGCUGGCGCUGCGCCGGGGUCGCCGCAGCCCGGGGCCCCUCCCGGGCCACCUGUGCGCCGACUGGCGGACCAGGGUGAUGCCAGAUCCGGAAAAGCAAUCCACUCCGGGAUCCAGAGUCCUGUCUCUGUCCCUGGAGACUGAGAGGGGUGGUGGGAGGCCUCCCCGCCCACUACCCCAGCUCCUCCCUGGGGGAGCCUCAGGCGUUGCCCGAAGGGAUCCCCGGUGCAGGGGGUGGCCCGCGCUCGCAGCGCCGCCCGGCCCCUCCUCCCCCGCCCCGCCCCGCCUCCGCCCCGCUCCGCCGCUCCAGUCCGGAUUUUGCGGCGCCCGCCGGCCCGCUCCCCGGCUGCGGGCUCCGCGCGGCGGCUGGCUCGGUGCGCGGCGCGGCUGGCGCUGCGCUCCGCCCCGGCUGCAUUGCUGCGCUCCGGGUGCCCAGGGGAGCCACGCGCCGCGUGCGCCCCGCAGCCGGCCGCCCGGAGGCAGCGCUGUCCUCUGGCAUGGGCCCCGGGGGCGCCCCGAGGUGGGGCUCUCGGCUGAGGCGCUGACAGCCUCUCUCCCGCCCGCGGGGCCCCUAGUCCAGCCCGCUCGUCCGCCCGCGGCCAUGGCCGUCCGGCCCGGCCUGUGGCCAGCGCUCCUGGGCAUAGUCCUCACUGCCUGGCUUCGUGGUUCGGGUGCCCAGCAGAGUGCCACAGUGGCCAACCCAGUGCCUGGUGCCAACCCGGACCUGCUGCCCCACUUCCUGGUAGAGCCGGAGGACGUGUACAUUGUCAAGAACAAGCCCGUGCUGCUGGUGUGCAAGGCUGUGCCCGCCACCCAGAUCUUCUUCAAGUGCAACGGGGAAUGGGUUCGCCAGGUCGAUCACGUCAUUGAACGCAGCACUGACGGCAGCAGCGCAGGAUUGCCAACCAUGGAGGUCCGGAUCAACGUAUCAAGGCAGCAGGUCGAGAAAGUGUUUGGGCUGGAGGAGUACUGGUGCCAGUGUGUGGCAUGGAGCUCCUCAGGAACCACCAAAAGCCAGAAGGCCUACAUCCGGAUUGCCUAUUUGCGCAAGAACUUUGAGCAGGAGCCGCUGGCCAAGGAAGUGUCACUGGAGCAAGGCAUUGUGCUACCUUGUCGCCCCCCGGAAGGAAUCCCCCCAGCUGAGGUGGAGUGGCUCCGAAAUGAGGACCUCGUGGACCCCUCCCUCGACCCCAAUGUGUACAUCACACGGGAGCACAGCCUAGUCGUGCGGCAGGCCCGCCUGGCCGACACUGCCAACUACACCUGCGUGGCCAAGAACAUCGUGGCCCGUCGCCGAAGCGCCUCUGCGGCCGUCAUUGUUUAUGUGAACGGUGGGUGGUCGACGUGGACCGAGUGGUCCGUCUGCAGUGCCAGCUGUGGGCGUGGCUGGCAGAAACGGAGCCGGAGCUGCACCAACCCGGCACCUCUCAACGGGGGCGCCUUCUGUGAGGGGCAGAAUGUCCAGAAAACAGCCUGCGCCACUCUGUGCCCAGUGGAUGGGAGCUGGAGCCCAUGGAGUAAGUGGUCAGCCUGCGGGCUUGACUGCACCCACUGGCGGAGCCGGGAGUGCUCCGACCCAGCGCCCCGCAACGGAGGUGAGGAGUGCCGGGGUGCUGACCUGGACACCCGCAACUGUACCAGUGACCUCUGCCUGCACACCUCUUCCGGCCCCGAGGACGUGGCUCUCUACAUCGGCCUCGUCGCCGUGGCCGUGUGCCUCAUCUUGCUGCUGCUGGUCCUCGUCCUCAUCUACUGCCGCAAGAAGGAAGGACUGGACUCAGACGUGGCUGACUCAUCCAUCCUUACCUCAGGCUUCCAGCCUGUCAGCAUCAAGCCCAGCAAAGCAGACAAUCCCCAUCUGCUCACCAUCCAACCGGACCUCAGCACCACCACGACCACCUACCAGGGCAGCCUGUGUCCCCGGCAGGAUGGACCCAGCCCCAAGUUCCAGCUCUCUAAUGGUCACCUGCUCAGCCCACUGGGCAGUGGCCGCCAUACGCUGCACCACAGCUCCCCCACCUCUGAGGCUGAGGACUUCGUCUCCCGCCUCUCCACCCAAAACUACUUUCGUUCUCUGCCCCGCGGUACCAGCAACAUGGCCUAUGGGACCUUCAACUUCCUCGGGGGCCGGCUGAUGAUCCCUAACACAGGAAUCAGCCUCCUCAUACCCCCGGACGCCAUCCCCCGAGGAAAGAUCUACGAGAUCUACCUCACUCUGCACAAGCCAGAAGACGUGAGGUUGCCCCUAGCUGGCUGUCAGACCCUGCUGAGUCCUAUCGUUAGCUGUGGGCCCCCAGGAGUCCUGCUCACCCGGCCAGUCAUCCUUGCCAUGGACCACUGCGGGGAGCCCAGUCCCGACAGCUGGAGCCUGCGCCUCAAAAAGCAGUCCUGUGAGGGCAGCUGGGAGGACGUGCUGCACCUUGGUGAGGAGUCGCCCUCUCAUCUCUACUACUGCCAGCUGGAGGCCGGGGCCUGCUAUGUCUUCACCGAGCAGCUAGGCCGCUUUGCCCUGGUGGGAGAGGCCCUCAGCGUGGCUGCCACCAAGCGCCUCAGGCUCCUUCUGUUUGCCCCUGUGGCCUGUACGUCCCUCGAGUACAACAUCCGAGUGUACUGCCUGCACGACACCCACGAUGCUCUCAAGGAGGUGGUGCAGCUGGAGAAGCAGCUGGGUGGACAGCUGAUCCAGGAGCCCCGUGUCCUGCACUUCAAAGACAGUUACCACAACCUACGUCUGUCCAUCCACGACGUGCCCAGCUCCCUGUGGAAGAGCAAGCUCCUUGUCAGCUACCAGGAGAUCCCUUUUUACCACAUCUGGAAUGGCACUCAGCAGUAUCUGCACUGCACCUUCACCCUGGAGCGCGUCAAUGCCAGCACCAGCGACCUGGCCUGCAAGGUGUGGGUGUGGCAGGUGGAGGGAGAUGGACAGAGCUUCAACAUCAACUUUAACAUCACUAAGGACACGAGGUUUGCUGAAAUGCUGGCUCUGGAGAGUGAAGGGGGGGUCCCAGCCCUGGUGGGCCCCAGUGCCUUCAAGAUCCCCUUCCUCAUUCGGCAAAAGAUCAUUACCAGCCUGGACCCACCCUGCAGCCGGGGCGCCGACUGGCGAACUCUAGCCCAGAAACUUCACCUGGACAGCCAUCUUAGCUUCUUUGCCUCCAAGCCCAGCCCUACAGCCAUGAUCCUCAACCUAUGGGAGGCGCGGCACUUCCCCAACGGCAACCUCGGCCAGCUGGCCGCAGCUGUGGCCGGACUGGGCCAGCCAGAUGCUGGCCUCUUCACCGUGUCAGAGGCCGAGUGCUGAGACCAGCCAGGCCGGUCACGCCUACACUCUCACCAGCUUUGGCACCUGCCAGGGACAGGCAAAAGCCAGACAGGGGCCCUACCCCCACACCCGGGGAGAGCUGCUUGGACAGGCCCCCCUCCUGGCUGAAGUUGUCCCUCGAUGCUGGUCCUUCAGACCCUGCCCAAACUCCAUCCCUCCAUGGCCUGCCUGGCCAGGUUGGUUUAGCCACCUGUUCUCGCUCUGCCCUGGUCCCGGGGCCCAGAGUGGACAGUGCCUGGAGCCUGGGCUGAGCCCAGCCCAUCUGUGUGUGUGUGUGUAUGUGUGUGAUGCUACCUCUCUUCCUGUCCCUUGCCAGGGGCCCCGCAUACACACAGCAUGCGCACACAUGCUGGGCUUGGGACACGGCCCCCAGAGCUCCUGCCUGAGGUGGGCCUUAUGCAAACAUUUCUGUGCCUGCUGGGUAGGGGUCUAUUUGAGGGGCCUGGCUUCAAGCCUGGGGGGACUAAGGGUCCCAGCUGGACAGGGGCUGGCCCUUGGAUUCAGGCACACGAUCACCACACAGGCGUGUGUUCAUGCAUGCCUCGUGUGCUCAUCUCACACGCACCCCUCUCCCAGGUCAUGCAGGACCCCUCCCCCCACCACACACACAUCUCAUGCUGUGCACCCGGAGGCUGCUCACGUCUCUCACACCCGGUGUCGGUGUCGGUACACAUCUGCCUCUCACAUGCUGCCCUUCUCCCACCCACCCAGGGACACCCGACGGCUCCUCCCUGAUCCUUUCCCUGUACCCCGGCCUCGAGGUGCCCUGCCCAGCGGGGCGUGUGAAUAUGCAAUGGGAGUCCCGGGCUGUACAAUGGCAAGUGUGUGUGCCGUGGCGUGCCCGUUCCUGGGGCUGGCCAAUGCCCCUGUGUGGGGCCUGUUGUGUGAAGCUUGUGUCCUGACUCUGUCUUAAGUGCAUUCCUGCACUUACACUUGGCCUUAUGUACACAGCCUUGCCCGGCUGCCGGGGCACGUAGGGAUUUUAGCGGAUGUGAAUGUAAAUAAAUUAUAUAUAUAUAUUGCUAA